Molecule: messenger RNA, 1176 nt
Organism: Aureobasidium uvarum
Lineage: Eukaryota; Fungi; Ascomycota; Dothideomycetes; Dothideales; Saccotheciaceae
Source: the annotation of a GenBank genome assembly
AUGCGUGCAGCACGCUACUACGGCAAAGAAGACGUGCGCAUAGAAGAAACUCCUCGCCCGGUCCUCUCGCCCGGUCAAAUCCUGAUCAAACCUUCGCAUGUGGGAAUCUGUGGAACGGAUUUGCACGAGUAUAUCGCUGGUCCUACGUAUGUUGCCCUGUCCCUUCCUACCACUGCCCCAUUUCUACCCUUACCCAUUACUGCCAUCAAAGAACGUCUUUUGACCAUUCAUGACAGAUUUGCACCCAUCGAACCUCAUGCAGUAACCAGAGAAACAAUUCCCAUAGGCAUGGGCCACGAAUUCAGCGGCACGAUUCUCGAAGUACAUCCAGAUGUCCCCAACGCCGAAAACUUCAAGCCGGGUCAAAAGUGCGCCAUUCAACCGACGAUAUUCUGUCAGAGCUGUGGUGCUUGUAGGAAUGGAGUAGAGAACGCGUGUGCCAAUGGUGGGUUUAUUGGAUUGAGCGGUGGUGGUGGUGGAUUGAGUGAGGCGGUUGCUGUGCCUUGGGAUGCCGUGUUGCCGUUGCCGGAGAAUGUUGAGUUGGAUACUGGAGCACUCGUCGAACCACUUUCCGUAGCCUGGCACGCCGUCUCCGCAUCGCCACUUCUCGAGAUCGGCGCCAGUAAUGCAUCUGUCCUCGUACUCGGAGGUGGACCCAUUGGUCUCGCAGUGGUCCAAGUCCUCGUGGCACAUGGAACCAAGAAGAUCAUCAUGAGCGAGAUUGCUGCACAAAGACAGGCCUUCGCUAGAGAGUUCGGAGCACACCACGUCCUCGCACCAAAUGUAUAUGAUGUUGUGGGUGUCUCGCGCGAGCUCUGUCAUGGUGAAGGUCCUGAUAUCGUGUUCGACUGCGCUGGUGUACCUGCUAGUUUCGAGUCGGCAUGCAAAGCCAUCAAGGCUCGCGGUACCGUCGUUAACGUCGCCAUCUGGGAGAAGCCAGUGUCAUUCAACCCAAACAGUCUGGUCUUCAACGAAGGAAAAUACGUCGGCGUGCUGGGUUACCAACGCAAAGACUUUGUGGAAGUAAUCAAGGCCAUUGCUGAUGGCAGACUGCAGCCCAACAAGAUGAUCACACGCAAGAUCCCUCUAAACGACUUGGUCGAGAAAGGUAUCCUGGCGUUGAUCAAGGAGAAGGACAGACACGUGAAGAUUCUGGUCGAUAUGGAGAUGGCUUGA